Messenger RNA from Spodoptera exigua (beet armyworm), 880 nucleotides. NCBI's taxonomy places the organism in Eukaryota, Metazoa, Arthropoda, Insecta, Lepidoptera, Noctuidae. The record is from the annotation of a GenBank genome assembly.
AAACUUCUACCAACACGUAUUGAGAAUUUCCCGACAUUUAUCUAGAUUUUCUCGUAAUUUAAACACUAAAUUCGUGUUAAUUUGUUAAUAAGUGAUUAAAAAUGCGUUCAGCUGUUGCCUUUUUUGCCUUCACAAUUUUAUUAGUCGCUGUAUCAGCGCGGAUAGACCCUAAAAACUUGAAGUGCCUGGUAUGCCGGACGACCUUCGAGGAGCUUAACGAUGUGAUAAAAAAAGUAGAUAAAUGGAAAAAAGUCGAUGUAGGAAACUUCAGGAUGGAUGCCAGCGGCAACACGAUGCAGGAGAAGGUACCAGCUCAUCGCUCAGCUGUGUACAUCUCCGAACUGAUUGAUGAAAUCUGUAAAAAAAUGGACGAUUACGUCCGAGUUUAUUACAAGGCCACCAACAAGUUGGCCAUCAUGCAGCUGAUCACGAAGGACGGCGGAAUGAACCCUGACUUCUCCAAAACCAAGUUCGUUACUGAUGAUGACCUGAACAAGAGUUUGGAGUACUAUUGUGAGCGUAUGUUUGAGGAGAAUGAAGACGAGAUCACGUCGCUGUACAAGAACAGGCCAGACGACGACAUCAUGCCUGAUGCCGAGAGAGAGAUCUGCUUCAAUCACGCUCAAUACUGUGAGGAAUGGAUGCUGCCCACUGAAGAAGAUACAACCUGGACACACGAGAUGGAAGCUGAAUACGUCAAGGUUCACGGACCAGACCCAUAUGGUUUCGGUGGUCUCCCCCCACAGACAUCAAUGCCGGACGUGAGCGAAGACUACGAUGACGAUGUCCAAGCCCAAAGCGAUGACUUCGAUAUUCCAGCGGAGAAAGAUGAGCUAUAAUUUUGUAUUAUAUAUUAUUUAGGGCUGAUUUUCAAUAGUCA